This is a messenger RNA of Ictalurus punctatus (channel catfish), 554 nucleotides long. RefSeq names its product defensin, beta-like 1 (gene defbl1). Lineage: Eukaryota; Metazoa; Chordata; Actinopteri; Siluriformes; Ictaluridae. The coding region runs from base 98 to 301 and encodes 67 amino acids. The record is from RefSeq and is marked validated. The transcript is spliced from 3 exons.
CCUCAUUAGAUUCACUCCUCCCUCCUGAAUACUGCAAAAUAAAACAGUCUAACCAGAAUAUUAGGCUGAUUGGAGUAUUACUAUAUGAAGAGCAAGCAUGAAACCUCAGUGUACACUACUUCUGGUCCUGCUGGUCAUCUUAGCACUGCACUCUAAAGGAAAUGAAGCUGUGUCAUUCCCUUGGAGCUGUGCUGCCCUCAGUGGAGUUUGCAGACAAGGUGCAUGUCUGCCUUCAGAACUCUACUUCGGACCAUUAGGCUGUGGGAAGGGAUCUUUAUGCUGCGUGUCAUAUUUCCUUUGACUGCUGAAAAUUAAAUUAGAAUGGGGUGGUACCUGAAGUGCUGCUCAUCAUGUGAAUUUAAUAACAACCAAUCCUGGAAUAAACAAGCUUUUAAAAGGAACCAAAUGUGUGUGUGAAUGCAUAUUAUCAUUUGCAGCAGCUACUAUUAAUGUUAUAUGGUAUUAUUGAUUUAUUAAUAGGUCAUGCUUCAUACAUUCCAAAUUAAGUCUGAGUAACAUUCCAGUAUUCAAAAACCAUGUCAUUUUCAUUGUGU